This is a messenger RNA of Zea mays, 1120 nucleotides long. Its product is annotated as Eukaryotic translation initiation factor 2 subunit beta. Bases 118 to 921 code for a protein of 267 amino acids. NCBI's taxonomy places the organism in Eukaryota, Viridiplantae, Streptophyta, Magnoliopsida, Poales, Poaceae. The transcript is spliced from 9 exons. Gene Ontology annotation, biological process: translational initiation; formation of translation preinitiation complex. The record is from RefSeq and is marked provisional. Gene Ontology annotation, molecular function: mRNA binding; translation initiation factor activity; translation initiation factor binding. Gene Ontology annotation, cellular component: eukaryotic translation initiation factor 2 complex.
CGCGCCGCCGUCACCGACUCACCGUCGUCUCUCGCUCACUCGCUCGCGCUCUCCAUCCAGAUCGGAGCGCUCGGUUCGGAUAGGGGCGACUAGGAGGUGAAGGCGGGCGCGUCAGCCAUGGCGGACGAGGAGCACCCGGAGAGGAGGGAGGAGGCCUCCGAGCUUGCCCCCUUUGAUCCAACCAAGAAGAAGAAGAAGAAGAAGGUUGUCAUCCAAGAGCCUUCUGAUGAAGUGGACAAGCUUGCAGAGAAGACAGAAUCGCUAGCAGUUGCAGAACCUGCUGAACUUAACUUCACUGGAAUGAAGAAGAAAAAGAAGAAGCAGGUGGAUCUUGAUUCAUCUAUUGAUGACCUUGGAGAUGGGGAGGACACUCAAGGUGAUCAAGUUGUAGAGGAACAAGGGGACGGUAUUGUGCUUGGAGGUGGCCCUACAUAUCCUUGGGAAGGAACUGACCGGGAUUAUAAAUACGAGGAGCUGUUGGACAGAGUGUUCAACAUUCUUCGUGAGAACAACCCAGAUCUUGCUGGUGAUAGGCGGAGAACCGUUAUGAGGCCACCUCAAGUUCUUAGGGAGGGAACAAAGAAGACAGUUUUUGUUAAUUUUAUGGAUUUGUGUAAAACGAUGCAUAGGCAACCUGAGCAUGUAAUGAUGUUUUUACUUGCCGAAAUGGGAACAAGUGGGUCACUUGAUGGGCAGCAAAGGUUGGUGAUCAAGGGAAGAUUUGCUCCUAAAAACUUUGAAGCAAUCCUGAGGAGAUACAUCAAUGAGUAUGUCAUCUGCAAUGGAUGCAAGAGCCCUGAUACUAUUUUGUCCAAAGAAAAUCGUCUGUUCUUCCUUCGCUGCGAACAGUGUGGAUCUUCACGGUCCGUUGCACCAAUCAAAGCUGGAUUCGUUGCGCAAGUUGGUCGGCGGAAGGCCUAAGCGCAAACCAAAUUGGUCCUUUGCGCUGCCUGCUCUGUUUUGGUCGUGUAUUUCUUGUUUUUUUUCGUGUCAUGUUAAUGCAGCUGAGGUUCGGUUUAUGAUUGUCCUAUCUUUGUGUGGCUGAAAUUUGAGGCCAUACCAAUUCGACAAUAUUACAUUAUUUUGCCGGAUGGACAUUCUGCCGUGCAAUGUUGAGAGC